This is a messenger RNA of Microtus ochrogaster (prairie vole), 1312 nucleotides long. Its product is annotated as solute carrier family 22 member 21. Gene Ontology annotation, biological process: transmembrane transport. NCBI's taxonomy places the organism in Eukaryota, Metazoa, Chordata, Mammalia, Rodentia, Cricetidae. Gene Ontology annotation, molecular function: transmembrane transporter activity. Gene Ontology annotation, cellular component: membrane. The transcript is spliced from 6 exons. Bases 206 to 1297 code for a protein of 363 amino acids. The record is from RefSeq and is a predicted model, not a curated record.
CAGCCAGAUUUAAAGCUUUUAUCUGAGUUACAUCAAUGGCUCAGAAAAUUUUUAAAAACUUGAAAUUAAAGCAGUGGGUGGUGGUGUACACCUGUAAUUCCAGUAUUCAGAUGGCUGAGACCACAGGAGCAAGAGUUCAAGUCCAUCUUGGGCUACUCAAUGAGAACCUGUCUCAGAAGCCAAAAGUAACAACUCAUAAAAUUAUAUGCAAACGGUUAGGGAUGCGGAGUUGUUGUUAUGUUUGAUCAACAUCAGUAGCUUUUGUGAAGUUCUCAGAAGGGUCUAUUAUGCUAUAUCCCUUUCUUGGAGCUUUAUGAUCUAUCACAGACUCCUGAGGUCAGAAGAGAGGCUUGCUCCCGAGCUUGGCCAUGGUGGCUCCGAUAGAAUUCUUCUAUACCCAGUAGCAUCCGGCUCAGAGAAAAGUCCAGGCAGAGACAGAAUGUUAUUCUGUCUGGGAAGUAAAGCUGCAUUGCUCUGUCACAUACACUCAAGGUUUGGUCGGAAGACUGUGCUGUUUUGGACCAUGGCCAUGCACACGGGGUUCAGCUUCCUGCAAGUCUUCUCUGUGAACUUCGAGAUGUUUACUGCGCUGUAUACCCUUGUUGGAAUGGGUCAUAUAUCCAACUAUGUGGCAGCAUUUGUCCUGGGAACAGAAAUUCUCUCCAAGUCAAUUCGAAUUAUAUUCGCCACCUUAGGAGUGUGCAUAUUUUUUGCAUUUGGCUUCAUGGUGCUGCCUCUUUUUGCAUACUUCAUCAGAGACUGGCGGAUGCUGUUGCUGGCACUCACUUUGCCAGGGGUGUUGUGUGGGCUUCUCUGGUGGUGUAUCCCUGAGUCCCCCCGAUGGCUCAUCUCUCAAGGCCGAAUUAAAGAGGCAGAGGUGAUCAUCCGCAGAGCUGCCAAAAUCAAUGGAAUUGUUGCACCUUCCCCUAUCUUUGAUCCAAAUGAGCUACAAGAUGCAAGUUCCAAGAAGCCUCACAAACACCACAUUUAUGAUCUGAUCCGAACCCGGAAUAUCAGGAUCCUCACCAUCAUGUCCAUAAUCCUGUGGCUGACCAUAUCUGUGGGCUAUUUUGGACUUUCUCUUGACACUCCUAACUUGAAUGGGAACAUCUACCUGAACGGCUUCCUUUUGGCAGCUGUUGAAGUCCCAGCCUAUGUGUUGGCCUGGCUGUUGCUGCAGCAUGUGACCCGGAGAUAUUCCAUGGCUGGUUCCCUUUUCCUUGGUGGCAGUGUCCUUCUCUUAUUGCAGCUGGUGCCCUCAGGUAUGGAUGGUGUUUGUUUGCAGGAUUCAGUCUAAUGUGUUCCACUUUCC